UAUUUUCCGACCGUUAUUGGCCACUUCCGUUCCAACACCACGCUGCCAAAUCAGUGUAACCUGCAUAAUAUACAGCAAACAACUAAUAAUCAUGUAGCAUUUUAAGCUUCUAAUUGUGUGUGUGUGUGUGUGUGUGUGUGUGUGUGUCUGUGUGUCUGUGUGUGUGUGUGUGUGAAGAGGCGUAAAUGUUUGUUGAAUUGAAUUUGAUAUAUGCAUCAAAUUGUGUGAUAUGUGUGUGUUUUUCUCUCUGAGUGAGUGUGUGUGUGUGUGUGAAAAGGUUUUCUUUUUUUGUAAUUUGAUUUUGUUCAUAAACAUGUUUUGCUGAUUCCAGCAAAUCAUACAGUUGCGAACAUUCGGCUGAUGCGAAUCUUAGAAUAUGUAAAAGAGCAGAGGUAGACAAAUGUGUCUGUGCGUGUGUGUGUGUGUGAGAAUCGAUUUGUGGAAUCGGGUGAAAAACUGUUGAACCUUUGAAUCGGUACUUAAUUUUGUUGACUUGUUGACUGAAGGUACUUAUUGCUUUGAAGAAAGGAACACAACUAAUCAAGUAUAGCUGGAAAAGGAAGCGCAAGUUUUGCACAUUUAGACUUUCUCGAGUAAGAAAUUAUCCUUUCCCUCACCUUUACCACGACAAAGUUUUUCUGUAUUCAUUCAACUUUGUUGUCGCAUGUUAACGCAAACUUAUAUGAUGCAACUUAUCUCUUCCUUCCGAUUUUUAUGCGUUCUUAAUAGUAGAAGACAAUCUACAUUUCCAUUUAUUAAAAAUACUUAUUAAAUAUUGAAUAAUUCUUUUUAGCACUUGAUUUAUAAAUAAAUCAAUAAUCAUGUAAAACUGAUUAUAUGAUUAUUAUGUUAAUAAAAGAAAUAUUUGAAUAACUGAAAUAUUUGUCAUGCUAUUUUUUACCAGCAUCAGUAAGACUAUUUACUUACUACAAAAUGGCAAAGGAUAGGAGUUGGGUUUUGAUAGAUGAUCAUCGAUUAGAUGCAUUUCAAAAGGGUUGUGAAGAAUUUUUGGAUUUUGCUUUUAAUAAGGCUGCGAUUGAUAAUAAAAUACGAUGUCCAUGUCGAGAUUGUGAGUGUAGAAAAAUUGGGGAUCGGGAAUUUGUCCAUGGACAUUUACUUUGGAGGGGUUGGGAUAAAUCUUAUGGUUUAGGCCAAUGGGUAAUGCACCUAGAGUCUGAGGAAGAAUAUCGUCUCGGGCAUCAGGUUUGUGAAACAAAUGAAGCUGCUGAUUUCAGAAUUUCUGAAGUUGAAGAGGUGAAUCAUGAAACCGAUGGUGGUGCGAGCGGUCGUGAGAACAUGGAAGAAUUGUUGCAAGCAUGUAUUCAUCCUGAUCAACACGAAUCAUUGGAAGAAUCCACACCGGAAGUUGAUGAUUUUCGUAAACUCAUUGAAGAGUGGUGUAUCCCUCUAUAUGAGGGAUGCCAAGAAAAUUCUAAACUUUCAUUCGUGUUGGAAUUCUACAAAAUUAAAUCUCGAGGCAAGAUGAGCGAUAAGACGUUUUCAGACACACUCCAACUAAUUAAAAAAAUUCCUGGUCUAAAUAUUCCCGACUCUUUUUAUGAAGUUAAGAAGUUGAUUGGGAAAUUGGGGUGUGGUUAUGUGAAAAUUGAUGCAUGUGAGAAUGAUUGCAUGUUGUUCUGGAAGGAUGAUAUAGACUUAGAUUCAUGUAGAGUCUGCAAUGCUUCACGAUGGAAGACUUCCAUGGAGAACCAGCCGAGCUCUUCAACCACUCGCCGCAAAAGAGUACCGAAAAAGGUUUUGCGACACUUCCCCUUGAUUCCGAGGCUUAAGCGUUUAUUUAUCUGUGAGAGAACAUCCAUUAACAUGAGAUGGCAUGCGGAGACUCGAAGGAUAAAUCUCCAAGAGAUGAAGAUGCCAGAUGCAAAAGCAAAUCCUUUUGUUCUGCCAUCACAAGUAUUGCAAGCAUUCUACGUCGAAGAUCCACGUGAUAGGCCAUGGGUGGUGCCUGUUGUUAUUAAACCAAGGGACAACUUUGCUCUAAAAUCUGAGGAUCUUGUUGAAGUUGAAGAUGGAUGUUAUGAGAUACUUUCGAUAAAUAAUGACAUAAAUGUUAUAGAUGUUAUGGAAGAGUAA
This is a messenger RNA of Erythranthe guttata (spotted monkey flower), 2094 nucleotides long. The record is from RefSeq and is a predicted model, not a curated record. Lineage: Eukaryota; Viridiplantae; Streptophyta; Magnoliopsida; Lamiales; Phrymaceae.